Molecule: messenger RNA, 501 nt
Organism: Oncorhynchus gorbuscha (pink salmon)
Lineage: Eukaryota; Metazoa; Chordata; Actinopteri; Salmoniformes; Salmonidae
Gene: srp9
Product: signal recognition particle 9
Exons: 3
Coding region: 127-381 (84 amino acids)
Biological process (GO): negative regulation of translational elongation; SRP-dependent cotranslational protein targeting to membrane
Cellular component (GO): signal recognition particle, endoplasmic reticulum targeting
Molecular function (GO): 7S RNA binding
Source: RefSeq, a predicted model, not a curated record
UUUGUAUACAUCGGUCUUUUCUGUCUGGUGGUUCGCUGAUGUGGUUUUUAAGAAGUUAGCUUGUAGAUCUCACAGGCCAAUUUAACCAGUUUUUCUCUUAGAUUUUAGUUCUUAUUCAAACGGAUUAUGCCUUAUUAUCAAACAUGGGAAGAGUUCGCUCGUGCAGCAGAAAAACUAUAUUUGACAGAUCCAAUGAAGGUCAGGGUGGUUCUCAAAUACAGACACUGUGAUGGUAACCUUUGCAUCAAAGUCACCGAUGAUGCAGUGUGUUUACAAUACAAGACGGACCAGGCCCAGGACGUGAAGAAGAUAGAGAAACUGCAUGGCAAACUGAUGAGGCUUAUGGUGUCCAAGGAAAGUGGUGCCAUGGAAAUGGACUGAACACCCUUACACAUAGUUGUAUUAACUCUUCUUUGAGUCUAGACUGUGGUGUCAAUAGCACAAACGGAAGAGAACGGAGCUGGAAUGACGACAUUGGAUCAUGAGAGGGGAAAUCAAAAA